AUGGAGAAGUCUAAGGAUGUAGAGGCUGGCAAGGGACCCAAGUCUAUUCCCCAUUGGCGCUUGGUAUGGGACCAAGGACUUGUUACCGACGAGGUUAUGAACUGGAAAUAUGAAGGAUCCGGGACUGAUGAAGACCCGUAUGUGGUCAACUGGAUUACGAACGAUCCUCGCAAUCCGAUGCUAUUCUCGAAGUUCAAGAAGUGGGGACUCACAAUGCUUGUCGCCAUCGCAACCCUGGCGGUUGCUUUCGUAUCUUCUGCCUACUCUGGUGGUCUCAGACAAAUCUUGGUAGAAUUCGGUUCUUCGCAGGAAGUCGGCAUCCUGGGUGUUUCUCUCUUCGUCCUGGGUUUCGCUAUUGGCCCUCUCCUUUGGGCUCCGCUUUCUGAAUUGUUUGGUCGUCAAGUCCUUUUUGUUACCACUUAUGGAGGUCUUACUGCUUUCAACGCUGGAGCCGCCGGAGCCAAUUCCAUGGGAACUCUCAUUGUUCUUCGAUUCUUUGCUGGUGCCAUUGGCUCGUCUCCCCUCACCAACGCCGGUGGCGUCAUUGCCGACAUGUUUUCAGCUCAAGAGAGAGGUCUGGCUAUGACUCUUUUCGCAGCCGCCCCUUUCAUGGGACCCGUUCUCGGGCCAAUCGUUGGUGGCUUUGUUGGUGAGACUGUCGGCUGGAGAUGGGUUGAAGGUGUCAUGGCAAUCUUCACUGGUGUGCUCUGGAUCGUUGGCUCGCUUCUCAUCCCUGAGACCUACCCUCCUGUUCUCCUCCGCAAGCGUGCUGCAAAGAUGUCAAAGAUGACAGGCAAGGUCUACCGCAGCAAGGGUGAUGUUGAUCAAGGUCCUACAACCUUCGGCAAGGUCUUCUCCACUUCUCUCCUACGUCCCUGGGUCCUGCUCUUCCGCGAACCUAUCGUGUUCCUCCUCUCGAUCUACAUGGCCAUUAUCUACGGAACUCUCUACAUGCUGUUUGCUGCUUUCCCCAUUGUUUAUCAACAGGGACGCGGUUGGAGUCAAGGUAUCGGUGGUCUGGCUUUCCUCGGUGUCGCUGUUGGUAUGCUCAUGGCUGUGACUUACUCCAUUUGGGACAACAAACGCUAUGUCAAGAUCUCCAACGAGCACAAGGGAUUCGCACCUCCUGAGGCUCGUCUCCCCCCCUGCAUCAUCGGAGGUAUCUGCUUGCCCAUCGGACUCUUCUGGUUUGCCUGGACAAACUCGCCAUCCAUUCACUUCAUGGCAUCAAUCGCUGCUGGUGUACCUUUCGGCUUUGGAAUGGUCCUGGUCUUCCUCGGGAUCAUGAAUUAUCUCAUUGACUCUUAUACUAUCUUUGCUGCAUCAGUACUCGCGGCCAACUCGGUCCUACGUUCGCUUUUUGGUGCCGCCUUCCCUCUCUUUACCGGAUACAUGUACAACAACCUUGGCAUUCACUGGGCAUCGACCAUUCCAGCCUUCCUCGCUCUCCUGUGUGUGCCAAUGCCAUUCCUGUUUUACAAAUUCGGACCCAGGAUUCGCGAGAAGUGCAAGUUCGCCAAGCAGUCCAUGGAGUUCAUGCAGAACAUGCAAAAGCAGAUGGCAGGAGGCGAGAGCAAAGAGGACGAGGAGAAGGAAGAGCAAGAAGCGUUCGACUACUCAUACGAAGAGGAAUCGCAUGGCGAUCCCGAGACUCCCAAAUUUGAGGAGAUCAAGACUGGAAAUGACACCCAAGGCAUGGGUGGCGCCAGGCUGUCUCGUACUUCUACUUACGAGCACUCGCCCUACGACAUUGACCGUGUGAACACACGCGAGUCGUUCACAGCGAGCAGAUCUCGAGCAUCAAGCAUCCGUCGCGGUGCUUGA
Aureobasidium subglaciale EXF-2481 is the source of this 1824-nucleotide messenger RNA. RefSeq lists its product as uncharacterized. The transcript is spliced from 6 exons. Gene Ontology annotation, biological process: transmembrane transport. The record is from RefSeq and is a predicted model, not a curated record. NCBI's taxonomy places the organism in Eukaryota, Fungi, Ascomycota, Dothideomycetes, Dothideales, Saccotheciaceae. Gene Ontology annotation, molecular function: transmembrane transporter activity. Bases 1 to 1824 code for a protein of 607 amino acids.